Spodoptera littoralis (African cotton leafworm) is the source of this 675-nucleotide messenger RNA. NCBI's taxonomy places the organism in Eukaryota, Metazoa, Arthropoda, Insecta, Lepidoptera, Noctuidae. The record is from the annotation of a GenBank genome assembly.
AUGACACAUGUCGUUAAAUCAAAAUCGAGGUCGAAGAAAUACAAAUCAUCAUCUUCAGAUGAGGACAGCAUAGAGAAUCUCCUCUACUACAAGGAUUGUCAGAGGCAGGGUAAGACGGAGACCACACCAAAACCAGAGCAACUGCAAUAUGAACCAAGACCACCAACGCCACCGCCACCACCGCCACCUCCCAGGCAGUCAGACUGUCCUUUCCCGAAGAUGUGCUGCGCCUUAACCUGCGGUAACGAAUGCGGUGGAAACAACCCAUCACCAGGUUACAUGAGACAGACGGAACACAUCAACCACAUGCAGCCCAUGCCCAUGCCCAUGCAACCAUUACCACCAAUGGGGCAACUACCUCAUCAGCCAGGGAUGGGUAUGCAACAGCAAAUGAUACAAAGAAGAAAGAAGAAGGUCAAGCUUCCGCCAAACAAGAUACCAAUACCACCGCAGACAAGAAGAGACUUCUCUGCAGGGUUCACCAAAGAGAAGAUAAAAGGUUUGAUCGCACAGGAUAAUGAUAUCAGGAAGAUACUAAAGGAUUUGGUUAGGGUCACCAUGCAGAAGGUGGAUCUGCUAGACAUGAUCAACUCGAAUAAUAAACGGGACGAUGAGGACGUCACAGAAAUUACGUCACCAACUCCGGAGUUUAAUUUAGAUGAGUAUGAUGAAUGA